Molecule: messenger RNA, 2412 nt
Organism: Closterium sp. Naga37s-1
Lineage: Eukaryota; Viridiplantae; Streptophyta; Zygnematophyceae; Desmidiales; Closteriaceae
Source: the annotation of a GenBank genome assembly
AUGCCCCCGCCUACAAGCGCCAGCGGCGCCACAGUCGCCGCGGUCUCCGUUACAACGACGCGCCUUUUAAUCACCUACCACCCACACGACCUGCCGCCCGGCGGCGAUCCGCUCGUAGUGAGCAGCCCAGCGCCUCUUUAUAAGUACACUCGAUACGAGCCGGCAGGGCUCUCCUUCCACGAAGCUGCGAAGCGAUUGGCGGGAUUCCACGCGGCGGGGGAGGAAGAUGCGGAGGAGGCGGACGAGGGGAAGGGCGAGAAGGUGAAGGACUCAGUCGAUUCGUCGGCGUGGGAAAGUUCGCGGAAGAAGAAGAAGGGGAAGGAUGGGAAGGACGCGGAGAAGCAGGAGCAGGACCACUACGCUCUGCUGGGCAUGGCGCACCUGCGUUUCUUGGCUACAGAAGACCAGCUUAAGAAGGCGUACCGGGAUGCAGCUCUGCGCUUCCACCCGGACAAGCAGGCUGCAAUGCUGCUGGAGGAGCAAACUGACGAGGCGCGGGCAGCCAAAAAGGAAGAGAUCGAGACCAAGUUCAAGGCGAUCCAGCUGGCCUACGAGGUCCUCUCAGACCCGGCCAAGCGCCGAGUGUACGACUCUACAGAUGAAUUUGACGAUGAUAUUCCGGGUGAUUGCUCCCCCGAGAAUUUCUUUAAGAUUUUCGGGCCUGCUUUCCAGCGGAAUGCCAAGUGGUCGGUGAUUAGCCCAACCGAGGUUCCGGGUUUAGGGGAUGAGAACACGCCGGUUGCCGAGGUGGAUAAGUUUUACGAUUUCUGGUGGGCGUUUAAGAGCUGGAGAGAGUUUCCUAACGAGGAUGAUUAUGACGUGGAGAGUGCGGAGGAUCGGGAGCACAGGAGGUGGAUGGAGCGGCAGAAUGCGAAGCUUAGGGAGAAAGCGAAGAAGGAGGAGAGUGCGAGGAUAAGGCAGUUGGCGGAGAAUGCUUAUAAGCAGGACCCGCGGAUUCUGAGGAGGAAGGAGGAGGAGAAAAUGGCAAAGCAGCGGAAGAAGGAGGAGAAGCAGCGGGAGAGGCAGGCGAAGGAGGAUGAGGGGAAGAGGAAGGUGGAGGAGGAGAGGAAGAGAAAGGAGGAGGAGGAGAAGCGGGCAGCGGAGGAGGCAGCAGUGGUUAAGAAGCAGAGGGAGAAGGACAAGAAGGCAGCGAGGAAAGAGCGGGCGAGGCUGAGAGCGGCGACAACGGAUUGCCUUGAAGCCGCGCCUGCGGUAACCAGCAAGCAAAGAAAACAGCAGCAGCAGGAGAAGCAGAAGGGAGAGGAGUGGGAGACGCCGAUAACAGAAGAGGAGUUGGAGAGUCUAGGGCAGGGUCUGGAGUUGGAGAAGCUGCGAGCGCUCUGCGAAAAGCUAGAAUCCUUGUCCGCUUCUACCGCCUCUGCUGACGCUGCAGCAGUGAAGCGGCAAACCCUCCGACUGUUCUCCACCGCUCUGAAAGUCAACCGGUGGGACGGGCACAGUCCGGACUUUGAGUACCAGCAAAUCCCCGUGGUUCUCUCCGAAGCUGCGGCAGCGGCGGCAGCGGCAGCAGCAGCGGAGCGAGAGGCGGAGGCGGAGAAAGAGAGAGAGGCGAGAAGGGCGGCAGGGGGGAGUGGGAAGCCGUGGACGAGGGAAGAGAUAGAGCUGCUGAGGAAGGCGGUGGGGAAGUUUCCCAAGGGGACCGGGCAGCGGUGGGAGGUGAUAGGCGCGUAUUUAGGCACGGGGCGGUCGGCAGAGGAGGUGGUGCGGGCGACCAAGACGGUGCUGCUGCAGAAGCCAGACGACACCAAGGCGUUUGACAGCUUCCUGCAGCGUCGCAAGAACCCCAAGGACAUUGCGUCGCCUCUCUCCACACGUGAGGAGCUUGAUGCUGCCGCUGCGGCUCCUGCUGCUGCCGCUGGUGCUGCUGCUGCUGGUGCUGCCACCCCUGCAGUUCCUGCCUCGUCGAAUUCCCCAGCUAAAGCAGCAGGAGCAGGAGGAGCAGCAGCAGCAGCAACACCAGCAGCAGAAGCAGGGAAACAAGCAGGGGCAAAAGCAGCAGCAGCAACUGCAGCAGCUGCAGUAGCAGCGCCAGUGGCGAAUGGAGUGGGGGCGGCAGGCAAAGGGGCUAGUACAGGGGCAAAGGGCCCGCAGGUGGGGGAGUCUGCAGGUGCUGCGAAUGGUGUGGCUGCUGGGGCAGGUGCUGCUGGCGCAGGUGCUGCUGGGGCAGGUGCAGCAGGUGCAUCUGCUGCGGCAGAAGGGGCAGUGGAUGUGUGGGGCGAGGCACAGGAGGUGGCGUUGGUGAAGGCACUUAAAGCCUUCCCCAAGGACACUGAUAAACGGUGGGACCGCAUAGCAGCAGCAGUGCCCGGCAAGAGCAAGGCGCAGUGCUUCAAGAAGUUCAGUGAGCUUCGGCAGAGCUUCCGAACCAAGAAGAGUGGUGCGGCGGAUUAG